ACUGUUGGUCGUCAGUCAACUGUCGUCAGCUGUUUUAAACGCCUCCCAUCUAAACAAAGUAAUGUCCAACGUAUUUAUUUGUGAAAGUAACUGAAUGAUCAUGGACUCCGAAUCAAUGAACAGUGCGGGUAUCAUUAUAAGCCCCAGUACCCACCAGAAAAUUAAAGCAAGGAAUGCUGCCAUGCGAUUAAAACAUGGUGUGCCACAGUUCAAAGAUGUUCUUCGAAAGCGUUUUCAUAGCCGGAUCAAGGAAAACAGAGGUCGACUCUUUGAUCGCCUGAGAGAUGUGUCUGGUUUGCAAGGCGGAAGCGUAUCUAAAAUCAUUCAACAGGAAUUGGCAAACAUUUUGGAUAAUGAGUUACUAAUGGACAGUGAUGAUGAAAUGCGCAUUAAACAAGAAAUGGAGUUCGAAGUAUUUGGACCAGAAGAGAACUGGGUUAUGCAUCAAUACGAUUUACUCAUGGCUGAUGAUAAUGCAUUGCAAGAACUCUGGGAAGAAGCGCAGCUGGUAGUAUGUCCAGUGUGUCGAAGGGGAAACCUUUCAUGUGAUGUAUUUAAUCAAUUGAUAAGUUGUGGUAACUGCCGCAUGGCAGUGCCUGCUCGGGCCUCUAUCCAAGAAAUACAAGAUCGCAUCUAUGUCAUUAUUAAUAACCAUAGUGAGACUGGAUGUCCAGAGGUCACUCACUUCUUUGUGUCGCAUGAAGAUUCUUCUCUUUAUGCACAUUGUAAUACAUGCCCCUUUUUUGACUUAACUGUUUGACGCUUCAUUCAGUCAAACAACUGUGGGGAUCAACUUUGUCAGCAAGCAAUCAAAUUUGUCAAGGUAUCAACUAAUUUUUCUGACCCUGUAAUUUUUUAAGUUGUGAUUGAUUCUAGGUGUGAAUUCAUUGGUCGUUGGACAAGGUGUGAAUCUAAUUUUGUCAUUUGAUGUUGUUUGAUCUUGCUGCCCAACGUCCAGUCAAUUGACCCUUUGCCUUAUCAGUAUCAAUUUUUUCAUCUUCACUUUUCUAUUCUCUUUUAGGUAACAUUACCGCUCUGUGAUACUAUUAAUAAUUUAUGAAAUUUAGGAGUUUUGAUAUUAAAAAUAGUACAAUUUU
Messenger RNA from Thrips palmi, 1097 nucleotides. RefSeq lists its product as uncharacterized. Lineage: Eukaryota; Metazoa; Arthropoda; Insecta; Thysanoptera; Thripidae. The record is from RefSeq and is a predicted model, not a curated record. The coding region runs from base 95 to 760 and encodes 221 amino acids. Gene Ontology annotation, cellular component: nucleus. Gene Ontology annotation, biological process: protein import into nucleus. The transcript is spliced from 4 exons.